This is a messenger RNA of Sander lucioperca (pikeperch), 8032 nucleotides long. RefSeq names its product thrombospondin type-1 domain-containing protein 7A (gene thsd7ab). Lineage: Eukaryota; Metazoa; Chordata; Actinopteri; Perciformes; Percidae. The transcript has 32 exons. The coding region runs from base 862 to 6003 and encodes 1713 amino acids. Gene Ontology annotation, cellular component: plasma membrane. Gene Ontology annotation, biological process: actin cytoskeleton organization. The record is from RefSeq and is a predicted model, not a curated record.
CCUAGAAGCAGUGCUUAUGGGAGCUCCCGAGACCAGUGUGAGCACUGCUGGUCUCCAGUCGCCUUCCCAGCACUGCAAGUGGAAGACGCGUGGAGGAGGAAGAGGAGGGGGAGUAUCCGUCCCCAUGCCCUAGGCAGGAGAAAGGAAAAACGGGAGAGGAAAGGGGAGAAAGAAGGAGAGAAAGUGAGAAGGAGCAUGUUAGAGAUGCAGAGUGUGAUAAUAAAGGGACGAGAGAGAGACAAGAGAAGAUGAGGCCAGGAGAGAAAAAUAUAAAAAAAAAAGCCAGGAGUAGAAAAAAAGAGAGCGAAAGCAGGGUGGCACAGGGAGAAGAGCAAAUUAGUGAGCGAAUAGGAGACGAAGAGAGAGAGUGAGCGAGAGCGAGCGAGAGGGAGGGAGGCGAACAACACUGCAGACACUCGCCCACUGUCACUGCUCCACAGCCAGAGGACAGAGGCAGCAACGGCAACAGUGGAAGCGGAUACGAUGGAGGAGGAAGACUGAACCAUCCAUCAGUAGCUCAGUCCCCGUCACUAAAAGCCUUCCUCUGGGACCAUCCUGCCAAGUUGGGAGCAAAACAAAAAAGGAGAAAACUAGUCUCUCUGUCCUUCACAAGACCAAGUACUGGACCUUAACUCCUGCAAGACUGAUAACACACACCACACACACACCUCAUUAUUUUUAUCCCUCGCUUACACUCACAUACACUUACUCACACCCUCACUCUCUCAAACUGAAGCACACUCCGCUUCUUGUUGCCUUUUGGACUAGUGUGUAUUUUUUUUUUGUGUGUGUGUGUUUUUUUUUCUACACUGCCUUCGCUGACCUGAGCUGAGUGGAUUUACUUUUAUCCUGUGGCGGACCAUGGGGCUAGGGUGGAGGGGUGCAGCAGGGACCCUCCGAAUAAGGACAGAGGGGAGCUGGUACCUUUUGGUGACAUUGCUGCUGUUCUGUGGUUUCUGGGAGGCUCACACACAGACAGAUGAUGGGAAGUCUGUCUACUUCUGGGAAACAGGUCCAUGGGGAAGAUGCAUGGGCAGUGACUGUGGCCCGGGUGGCAGCCAAAGCCGGGCAGUCUGGUGUGCCCAUGUGGAAGGCUGGACAACGCUUCACACCAACUGUGACCAGGGCCAGCGUCCUUCCAACCAGAGAAACUGUUUCCGUGUGUGUGACUGGCACAAGGACCUUUAUGACUGGCAACUGGGUGCCUGGAAUGUGUGCGUGCCAGUUUCAGCAAGGACCUUAUGGGCCUCACGGCCGUUCACAUGCAGUGGAGGCGAAGAGGGCAUUCAGACCCGGGAGGUGGGCUGCAUACUCAAAUCAGACGGGUCUCCAGCAGAGGAUGCCAUCUGUGAGUACUUUGAGCCCAAGCCUCGCCUGGAGCAGGCGUGUUUGAUCCCUUGCCCUCAGGAUUGUGUGGUUUCCGAGUAUUCUCCAUGGACGUCCUGCUCCAAAACGUGUGGAACAGGCCUCAGGAACAGGGUCCGUAGUGUCCUGGUUCCUCCACUUUUUGGAGGCGCGGUUUGUCCCAACCUAACUGAGUUCCAGUCUUGUAAACCAGGGCCUUGCACAGGUCCAGAGGGCAUGUACAGUCUCAGGGUUGGACCGUGGAGCCCUUGUGCCCUCCCACAGACUCGGACAGCACGCCAAGUUAAGCGCCGGAAAGGUAAAGGCCAGGGGCUCAGGGAGAGAGCAGGAGUCAAAGAUCCAGAGACUAGGGAGCUUAUCCAGAAGAAACGUACCCGGAACCGCCUUAACCGGCAAGAGAGUCCGUUCUGGGACAUCCAGGUGGGCCACCAGACUCGGGAUGUGACCUGCGUACACAGGAAUGGGAGUGCUAUGGGACGCAACCUGUGCAUACCGAGGGACCUGCCGCUGACCAUUCAGUCCUGUGUCCUCCCCAAGGACUGCCAGAUGACUGACUGGGCCGUGUGGGGCCCCUGUUCCAAAACCUGCGUGGACCCUGAGUCUCCCAUAGGCAAUCGCACUCGCAGCAGGAAGGUGAUCCAGUUCCCGGUGGGCGAGGGAGCGGAGUGCACGCCGCUGGAGGAGUCUGAGACGUGUGAACCUCAGGGUGAAGGUGUGCCGCCCUGCGCCACCUACACCUGGAGAAGCACAGAGUGGAGUGACUGCCGGGUUGACCCGUUGCUAAGCCAACAGGACCGUCGGCGUAGCAACCUGACAGGGCUCUGUGGGGGAGGCCUGCAGACCAGGGAAAUUUAUUGCGUCCAGGCCAACGCUGAGCUUCUAAAAUACCUCAACGACCUCAGAGAAAAAGACAAAGCAGGUCAGACCCAAAGCCAGCAGAAGCCUAGUGUCCCCCCUCUCCUCUCCAUCACCUUCCAGAUUACAGCCUCCCGCCCCGUGGAAAACAAGCUGUGCAAGGGUCCGAUCCCCAACAGGUCCCAGCUGUGCCAAAUCCCCUGUCCCAUCGACUGUGAGGUGUCGCCGUGGGGCGCCUGGGGCCCCUGCACCUUCGAAAACUGUGAUGACCAGGCUGGAAAGAAAGGUUUCAAACUGAGAAAACGACAGGUAACCAACGAGCCAACAGGAGGGCCUGGAAACUGCCCGCACCUGGUGGAGGCGGUGCCGUGUGACGAGCCCACUUGUUACAACUGGCAACUGGUCGACCUGGAUCAGUGUGUUCCUGACGAUGAGAAGCCGUGUGGCCCCGGCACUCGGCUCGCACAGGUCCAGUGUGUCAGCAGCAACGGAGAGGAGGUGGACAGGAAUCUCUGCACAUCUUAUCCAGCUCCAGAGCCUGUGCCGUGUGAAGUGCCUUGCUCAAGGGACUGCGUGCUCAGUGAUUGGACAACCUGGUCUACUUGCUCUCAGACCUGCUCCAGUAAGACCAUCGAGGGGAAGCAGAUGAGGACACGCUCCAUUCUGGCCUACAACGCCGGGGAAGUCACUGCGAUGGUUGUGUCGUGGAUCACAGUGAUGGAGGGUCUUUCACAGGUGCCAAAGUUUCCGGAACUUUUUGGUGGAGCCCUGUGCCCAAACAGCAGUGCCCUCCAGGAGGUACGGAACUGUAACGAACACGCCUGUACAGUUUACCACUGGCAGACGGGGCCUUGGGGCCCUUGUACCGAAGACCCCUCUGCCUCGACCCUCAACACCUCCAGCAGGGAUGGCCAGGGUCCCUGCUCCAUGGGAAUGCAAACUCGUAAGGUCAUCUGUGUCCGGGUCAACGUGGGACAGGUGCCACCCAAGAAGUGUCCAGACGGCCCUCGCCCCAGCACCGUGCGACCAUGUCAGCUGCCCUGCAAGAAAGACUGUAUCAUGACCCCUUUCAGCGACUGGACACCGUGUCCUGUUACUUGUGACGCAGCUGGUAACGCUGUGAAGUGUAAGCAAUCAAGGAAACGCCUCAUCAUCCAGCUGCCAUCCAACGGAGGACAGGACUGUCCAGAGGUGCUGGAGGAGGAGAGGGACUGUGAGGUCCCCAAAAUCUGUCCAGGAUUCAGGUGGAAAACCCACAAAUGGAGGAAGUGCCAGCUGGUCCCGUGGCUUCUCAGAAAGGAACGUCCCGGUGCGCAGGAGACCUGUGGACCAGGGCUCCAAACACGAGCUGUGUCCUGUCGCCAGCUGGACGGGACGCAGGCCGACGUCAGCGAGUGUCUGAAAUUCGGCAAAGCCAUGCCUGCCAUCACUCAGCGCUGUCAGCUCCCCUGCCAGGAUGACUGCCAGCUGACCAACUGGUCCAAGUUCUCAUCCUGCACAGCUGACUGUGUGGGGGUCCGCACCAGAAAGAGGGCUUUGAUAGGGAGGAGCAAGAAGAAAGACAAGUGCAAGAACACGCAAAUGUAUCCUUUGAGUGAGACCCAGUACUGCCCUUGUGACAAGUACAACGCCCAGCCAGUGGGGAACUGGUCAGACUGCAUCCUGCCCGAGGGAGGCAGAGUGGAGAGCAUCCUGGGGAUGAAGGUCCAGGGAGACAUCAAGGAGUGUGGACAGGGCUACCGCUACCAGGCCAUGGUGUGCUAUGACCAGGACAACAGGCUGGUGGAGACCUUGCGCUGCAACAGUCACGGUUAUAUUGAGGAGGCAUGCAUCAUCCCCUGUCCCUCAGACUGUAAACUCAGUGAAUGGUCCAACUGGUCACGCUGCAGCAAGUCCUGCGGCAGCGGGGUCAAAGUUCGCUCCAAAUGGCUCCGAGAGAAACCUUACAACGGUGGCCGGCCGUGUCCCAAACUGGACCACAUCAACCAGGCCCAGGUGUAUGAGGUGGUGCCGUGUCAGAGCGACUGUAAUCAGUAUGUGUGGGUGGCCGAGCCAUGGAGUGUGUGGAAAGUCAGCAACGUGGACUUAAAAGAGAACUGCGGCGAAGGCGUCCAGACCAGAAAAGUCAGGUGCAUGCUCAACACUAUAGACGGGCCGUCGGAGUCUGUGGAGGACUACCUGUGUGACCCGGAGGAGAUGCCCUUGGGGGCCAGGGAGAGCCGGCUGCCCUGCCCCGAGGACUGCGUCCUCAAUGACUGGGGCCCCUGGAGCCGCUGCAGCCUGCCAUGUACCAGAACCAACAAUCGAGUGCGGACGGCAUACACCCUCCGGUCGCCCACUGUAGGGAGGCAGUGUCCAGACACGACUGACAGGGAGCCUUGCAGCCUAAACCUCAACUGUUUCAACUACUUCUACAACAUCACAGACUGGAGUACAUGUCAGCUGAGUCCUAACGCGGUGUGCGGAAGCGGCAUCAAGACCCGGAUGCUCGACUGUGUUCGCAGCGACGGCAAAUCAGUCGAUAUAAAGUUCUGUGAGGAGUUGAAUUUGGAGAAAAGGUGGCAGAUGAACAUCUCCUGUGUGGUUGAGUGUCCCGUCAACUGUCAUCUGUCGGAGUGGUCGGCCUGGUCAGACUGUUCACAGACGUGCGGACUAGAAGGUAAGAUGUGGCGUCAGCGGUCAGUGGUCCAGGCCUCUCAGGGCGACGGCCGGCCCUGCCCUUCUCAGAUAGAGCAGUGGAAGCCCUGCCCUGUCCGACCCUGCUAUCGCUGGAAGUACAGCCCCUGGUCCGAAUGUCGGGUGGAGAGUGUGGUGUGUGGACAUGGCAUACGCUACAGAAACCUGUCCUGCUUUGUGUCGGACGGCUCCAGCAACGGUGAAGGCAGCUUGGUGGACGAGGAGCUGUGCAGCAGCCUGGAGCUGGCCAUCGAAGGAGACAAGCAGAUCAACCUGAAAGAGGCCUGUACACUUCCCUGCCCAGGUGAAUGCUACCUAAUGGAGUGGUCAGACUGGAGCUCAUGUGUGAGCGUGUGCAUCAAGGGGGCCGACAUGGACUUUGGUUCAGUUCAAGUUCGCUCACGAGCCGUGUUGGCCCAGGAGCCUGAAAACUUGCAGCUCUGUCCAGACCAGGCUUGGGAGUCUCAGCCCUGCACAGGGGGCGAAUGUUACGAUUACAAAUGGUUCAGCAACGUUCGUCUAAACUCCACUCACUCUACUAUCUGGUGUCAGCGCUCAGAUGGACUCAAUGUCACCGGAGGUUGUCCUGCUAUGAACCCUCCAGUGGACAACAGCUCCUGUGACCCUCCCUGUCUCAUGCCAAAGUCUUUCUGCAAUGAGGCUGGUAUGUGCAUGUGCGAGGAAGGAUUCACAGAGGUGCUGUCACCCACUGGGCAGCUGGACCAGUGCGCCCCCAUCCCGAUCCUGGAGAUCCCCACAGCGGGGGACAAGAAAGGGGAUGUGAAGACCAGUCGUGCCAUUAACCCCACCCAGCCCACCACCGUCCAGCCUGGACGCACUGGCCGGACCUGGUACCUGCAGCCCUACGGACCAGAUGGGAAGCUGAAGAUGUGGGUGUAUGGUGUAGCAGCCGGAGCCUUUGUGCUCCUCAUAUUCAUAGUGUCUAUGAUAUACCUAGCUUGCAGCUACUGUGCCAAGGUGCAUCGCUCUCUUAAGGCCCAAGAGUCUGACGCCAAUGGGACGGCGGUCUGGAUGGGCCAAAAUGCACAUGAGAUGAUUUACACCUGUCCCGAUUGCCAAGAGCUGGCUCAAAGCAGCAGCAGCUAAUGAGGAUGUGGAGGGCUUACCCCCCCUCAACACACCCUCCAGAAUAAGUACCUGCAGUCCUUGACCUUUCCCUGAGACCGCUCUCUAAAGUGUCACACGUCCUGCCUGACUAGCUGAGUGAAGGUGCUGGCGCAGCAAAAAGCCAAAGAGACCUCAGAGACAGAGGCAACAAAACAACCGACUAAAACCUCUGACUCUCGCCUACGACGGGGACACGGACAUGUAGUCCUCCGGGAGACGCUUCACCGAGCACUUCACCUGUCAUAGAGACCCACUUCAUCACGCCAUUACAGUGAGGGAUACGGAUGUUUGCAGCGUGAAUGGACACGUCACAGAGCGGAGAAAUUACAGAAAAUCCUCUUAGCAGAGACACUGGUGGAGUUUAACCAUGUCAAGUAGAACUCCAUUCACUCCCUUCUUUUGAAAAAAAAAAUGUUUUUAAGUAUUUUCUUUUGCAAGAGCCUUCGUGACUUCCGCCAUGAUCAAUGAAAUGCCUUUUUUUUUUUGCCCCCUACACAUCCAUAUUACGCUAAAGAAAAGAUUCAGAUACAGGAGAGUCUGGUGCAGAAGACAGACCCAGCUCUCAGUCUGCCUCUGAGCAUGGCAGCACAAGCUCCAACUCUUCCCCCGCGCUUUUCCGCUUGUCCCUAAAAAAUGCUGAGUAGCUCGAGGCUUAGGAUGCUCUGACGGUUCGUAUGUUGCCAAAAGUCACCGCAGGGAAGAGGAGGAGGGAGAGGAAAAUCUCCAUAAAGAGGUUUGGAUUCCUUUUUCUCAAUCCUCAAACUGGGUUUUGACUCAAAUCUCUCUUACAGUCGUGAACAAAAGUGAGGCAUAUUUUCUCUUCUUUUUUUGCUUGAUUUAGAGGCACACAGGCCUGUGUUUGUGGGAUAAACAGAUCUGUACGAUGCUGAUGGAGGAGUAGUCUGCAAUCAGUUGUUCAUGGAAACUACUGGCUGCCUGCCUCCACCCUUUCGUUGUUUCAGGCUCUACAUUGCACUAUAUUAGUGCAGCAUGAUAUGCAUAUGUGACUUCUACCUUCUAUUGCCAUAAAACACUGCCUCUCCCACAGACAAAACUAUAAAGCAGAGGAACAGCUACCGGAACGCGGAAACAUUCAAAGGAAAACGACGGCAACAGGAAAAGAUGCUUAGAUGUGUCACAUCCUACAAAACUGAUGUGACUCUCAAGUAAAUAUAUGUAUAGAUUUUAUUUCUCACAACAGAUUUUUUUGGUUGUAGUAAAGUACCUUUUGUGGUUUGUAGAUUUCGUCUGGUGUUAUCACUUUUAUUUCUGCCCAGAUGCAUUUAAAGAUUUAACUAUAAUAUCAACAGGUGACAUCUUUUAAUUAAUCACCUGCUUUAUAAUUCUUUUUAACCAUAAAAAUUCAGAUUCAAUUCAAAUUAUUAACUUUUUUACCUACAGUGCUACAUUGUGGGAAAGCAUUUAAAGUGAUUAAAGAAAAGAAAGAACAAUAAAUGUAAACCAUUCAUGUCAUGCAAAUGUCAUUUCUGCCUUACUGACGAUAACUGAAUACUAACAGUCCUGUAAUACAGUUUUUAUUACUUGAAUGGGGCACAUUAUACGCUACACUAAAUGUAGACAUAAAGAAGACUAACAUUUCUUUUGAGGUCACGUUUGCAAGGCAUACUUCAGAGUUUUUAAACUUUUUCAUGUAGUAAUCCGUAUCAUAGGAGCUCUAUCGUUUUUCAGUCACUACAUGAGGUGAAACAUAGUUAAAAAAAAAAACAAUCUGUACAAAGAAAUUAUACAACAUGUUAAUAAUAACAAUAACAAUAAUAAUAAGAACACGCUUCUGAGUUCAACGUAAAAGCAAACUGGUGUGGACAAUGUUUACUUUUUUGUUGUGGGAUUUGUAAAUAACAGGGAUUUUUUUAUUUUUUUGGAAAAAAAAAUAUUACAGUAUGUGUACAUUUAUUUUGUAUUGCACAGAAAAUGUUUAGUUUGAAUAUUGCAAAGUGUGUGUGUGAUAUUGCUGAUUGUUGUAAUCAUGAUGCAAGUUGUAUGCUAU